This is a messenger RNA of Lottia gigantea (owl limpet), 8943 nucleotides long. RefSeq lists its product as hypothetical. Gene Ontology annotation, cellular component: nucleus; cytoplasm. NCBI's taxonomy places the organism in Eukaryota, Metazoa, Mollusca, Gastropoda, Lottiidae. The record is from RefSeq and is a predicted model, not a curated record. The coding region runs from base 1 to 8943 and encodes 2980 amino acids. The transcript is spliced from 56 exons.
AUGGCAACAAUAGAAAAGUUAAUUAAAGCCUUUGAGGCUUUAAAGGUGUUCCAGUCAGCUCCUGGUGGAUUGGAAGAGAUAACAUCCUCAGCAAAGAAGAAAGACCAACCUCCCAGUAAGAAAGAUAAGAUGGUCAACUGUAAUGUUGUAGCUGAUUGUAUUUGUGCUGUUAAUAUGAGGUCUGUCCCUGAUUUCCCCAAGUUUCUAGGAAUAGCUGUAGAAGCAUUUUUAACAUUAUGUGAUGAUCCUGAAUCAGAUAUUAGAAUGGUAGCUGAUGAAUGUCUCAAUAGAACAAUUAAGACCUUAUUAGAAACUAAUUUAGGAAGAUUACAAGUUGAGUUAUAUAAAGAAAUAAAGAAGAAUGGCUCAUCACGUACUUUAAGAGGUGCUCUAUGGAGAUUUGCUGAUAUGUGUCAUUUAAUCAGACCAUUAAAAUGCAGACCAUAUAUUGUAAACCUGUUACCAUGUCUGACAAGAAUUAGUCAGAGAGAUGAAGAAGCCAUACAAGAUACCCUAGGAACAUCUAUGAGUAAAAUUUGUCCAGCAUUGAUGGGAUUUGCUAAUGAUGGUGAAGUGAAGAGUUUAUUGAAGACAUUCCUACCCAAUUUAAAAUCAACAGUAGCUGUUUGUAGAAGAACUACGGCCACUUCCUUAGUUUUAAUCUGUCAAUAUUCUAGAAACCCUCUAUCAUUCUUCAAUUAUCUUAUAUCAGUACUAUUAGAUAUGGUAUUACCAGUGGAUACAGAACAUGAUAUUUAUACACUAUUAGGUGUUAUCCUAUGUUUACGACAUGCUAUACCUAUUAUGAAUGAUUCUGAUGAGAAAGAUCAAGGUAUGAAAGGUAGUUUUGGUCUAAUACAGAAAGAUAAAGAAGAAGGAGUGAGUGCAAUGCAAGUUGAGAAGAUAUUUCAGCUGUUAUUAUUUUAUACAAGCCAUAAUGAUCAUAAUGUAGUUACAGCAUCAUUAGAGGCUUUACAACAACUAUUACGUCACCCACCAGAUAGUUUGAGAUCUAUUUUAUUAGUUAGAGGUAGUAUAACCAGAACACACAUAUUUCAACAAGAUUUUAUAGAUGAAAGAGAAAGGAUGAGAGUAGAAAGUUCAGCAGAAUUAACAUCAGAAGCAGACGAUCAAGGUUUGGAAGAAGAUGCAGAUGUUUCCAUGGCAACAGAUCAACCAAUCAAAUCUAAUACUGCCACAUUAGAUGACGAUAUUGAACAAGUAGAAGAACUUCAACUUGACUCUUCAAGUCAGGAGGUUAUAAAGGACAGUGAAGAAAAUGCCAAAAAGCUUGAUCCAUCUGUUCAUUUUACAACUGAUGACGAUUAUUCAAAUUUAGACAUUGGUGAUCUCAAUGAUGACAAGUCUGAAAAAACAACUUUGACACGUAGUGGUAGUCAAGAUACUUUACUUAGUGUUAAAAGUCUUAGUCCAAGACAUUCCGCUUCAGUACGAACUCUAGAAUUAGCACAAGAUUUAAAUGGAAAUCCAGAAUAUGUAGAAACAUCGGAACCACCAAGUCCUAUGCCGAUUUCAGAUUCUAACAAGAUUUUCCAGCAGUUAGCAGAUUUUGGAAAUAUAACAGACAAUGAGAUGCCAUUAGUGUAUUGUGUACGGUUAUUAUGUAGAAGGUUUUUACUGAGUGGAAAUAAACUGGAGUUGAUUUUAGAUAAGUUUGUUAGAGUCAGCUCAAAAUCUCUUGCAUUAGCUUGUAUUAGUUCAGCUAUUUUCAUGUGUCCUAAGAUAUUUCUGUUAAAACUACUACCAACUGAUUCAGGUGAUCAAGAUAUAAGGGAAGUAACUCUUUAUGCCUCACAUCCUGACCCUGUAUUAAAAGGUCAAACAGGGAUAGUGAUCAGUAGUUUUAUUAAAGCUGUAUUAAUAGAAGGAAGGGGUGAUUUUAACAAGUGGUUAAAAAUGAAUUCACCUGCAGACAUUGGUGAAAUCUGCAUUGAUAACCUAGUCAAUACUAUAAUACAUGUAAUAGAAGAUGAAUCAUCAGUAGCUACUAGACAAGGGUUAAUAGCAUUACAGUCUUGUCUAGCAAGUUUGCUAGAUAGCUGUCAUGGUGGCCUAGGUCUACAGGUUUUAUUAGAUAUUCUGGAAGUUAGAAAUAAUCCAUAUUGGUUAGUUAAGGUUGAAUUGUUAGAAGUUUUAAGUAGUAUUAAUUUUAAAGUUGUUAGUUAUUUAGAAAAUAUCUGUGAAGAAAUAGAAAUAGGCAAACAUCAUUAUUUAGGGAAAUUAGAAAUCCAGGAAUACUAUAUACAGAAUGUAGUUCUAUGUUUAUUAGCUGAUGAAGAUAUUAGAGUUAGACAUGCUGCAGCUAAUUCACUUGUUAGAUUGAUACCGAAUCUGUUUUAUCCUGUUGAUCAUCCUCAACAUGACCCAGUAACAGCUUGUGCUCAAGAUUUAACUAAUAGAGUCUUCACCUCUCUAUCACAUCAAUUAAUAGAAGAUUUACCUCCCUUGGUACAAGGCCUAGUUAAGCCUUAUCAUUAUUCACCUAAUAUAAAAGUUAACAGUACAGUGGAGAGUUGUUUAUCUCGAAUCAUACAACAGUUAUUACAUCAGAUACAUAUAUCACAAUCAAGACACUUAUUAAAUGGUUGUUGUCACGCUCUAUGUUUAUUAUGUGAAGAAUAUACUGUAACUUGUUAUUCAUCAUGUUGGGGUUGUGGUUCAGCAACUCAUAUAUCAACCAAAGAUCAGACACGUAGUGGUAGUAUGAAACGUCCACCUAGUCGCUCACUUAGUUCUUCCAGUACAUUUAGUUUAGAAGAGUUGUCGUCUGCUACAGGUAGUGGUCCAUUACCCAUGAUUCUUAGUAUAUUGAUGUCAUCACCUGUAGGAUUAGAUAUAUCAUCACAUCAAGAUGUCCUACAACUUACGGGUAAUUUGAUGGCAGGUUCAGCAUUUAAAUGUUUACGAUCCAGUGAAGAACUAGCUAGUUUAACUAGUACAGGUGAUGCUGGGAAAUGGGCAGCCAUAUCAGAUAUACAACUUGGUACAUUAAUAGAUCAGUUACUUGUACAUGUGGCCAGGUUGUUGAAUUGUUUUCUACAUGUAUUUGAAGAACAGAUACCAGGACCACCUCAAGUCAAACCAUCUCUUCCCUCCCUACCUAAUGCUCCAUCAUUAAGUCCUGUAAAACGUAAAGUUAAAGGUGGUGAUAAGGAAACAGCAUCACCUAGUGGUAAAGAUAAUAUUACAGAUAGUAAAACACCACAGAAAACUCCACAAAAAGAUACAAAAGAAGGAGAGAAAGAAAAGGGAAAGAAAGAAGGUUUAGGAACAUUCUAUAAUUUGCCACAAUACAUGAAAUUAUUUGAUGUUUUAAAAGGAGCUUAUUCUAACUAUAAGACAUCACUAGACCUGAGUAAUUGUGAUAAAUUUUGUAACUUGUUAAAAGUAACAUUAAGUGUCCUGUCUCAGAUAUUAGAGGUUACAACAUUAACCGAUAUCGGCAAAUAUGCUGAAGAAUUUCUCACCUAUUUUAGAUGUACAUUUAGUAUAGAGCCAACAUUUACAGUAUUAUGUGUUCAACAGUUAUUAAAAGCAUUAUUUGGUACCAAUAUUGGUAAUCAAUGGGAACCGGGAUCAGUUAGUAAUUAUACUAGUCAGAGAGUUAAACACUUAACUAGACAAGCUGGUAGUAAUUUUAAGCCUGGUUUAUAUCAGUGUUGUUUAAACCAACCUUAUACUACUCUUACUAAAUCAUUAGAUGGUACCUCUACUACAAAUACAGAUAAAACACAGUCAGAAUCAGAUACAAGUCAAAGUAAUCUGUUAUGGUUAAAGAAGAGGGUAGAAAGAAAAGUUCCUAGUAUUUUGAAACCUGGUAGUAAAGUAGAUAAGUCUGCUAUAGCCUCCUAUAUUAGACUAUUUGAACCUCUAGUUAUUAAAGCAUUAAAACAGUAUACCGUGACCAGUUCAUUAGAUCUCCAACAUCAAGUCUUAAAUUUACUAGCUCAACUAGUACAACUUCGUGUUAACUACUGUCUACUAGACUCAGAUCAAAUAUUUAUUGGUUUUGUUCUCAAACAGUUUGAAUAUAUUGAAGAAGGACAAAUAAGGGAAUCUGAGAUGUUAAUACCACAUAUCUUCAGAUUUCUAGUCAUGUUAAGUUAUGAAAGGUUCCCAGGUAAAGUUAUUAUAGAUAUGAAUGGUGUUAUACAUAGAUGUGAUGGUAUAAUGGCUAGUGGUUUACAACCAACAAAACAUGCUAUACCAGCACUCCGACCUAUAGUAUAUGAUUUAUUUUUAUUACGUGGUAAUAUGAAAUCAGAAGUAGGUAAAGAACAAGAUACACAGCGAGAAGUAGUUGUUUCUAUGUUAUUACGUCUUAUUAAUUAUCAUCAGGCAUUAGAAAUGUUUGUGAUAGUAUUACAACAAUGUCAUCGUGAAAGUGAAGAAAAAUGGAAAAAAUUAUCAAGACAGGUUAUGGAUCUUGUUUUACCAGCUUUAUCAAAACAACAGAUUAAUUUGGACUGUAGUAAAGCUUUAGAUGUUCUCCAUUUAUUAUUUGAAUGUGUUUCACCAAGUGUAUUUAGACCUGUAGAUAUCUUAUUAAAAACAUUACUAGCACCACCAACUGAUAUUAGCUGUGUUGAGGGACUACAAAGAUGGUUGUGUCUAGUUUUAGCUAUAUUACGUAUUAUUAUAUCACAAUCAAAAGAAGAAACUGUUUUAUCACGAUUAUUAGAGUUAAAUUUACCAUUGUGUUUAACACGAGAUUUAACCAAAACCAAUGCUGAUCCUGUAGCCUUAACUGAUAUUAAUCCUGAAGAAACUUGUGCCUGGUUUCUGUUACAAGCUGUAGGAUUAUGUAGUGAAAUAUUAAAUAGAGAAUCAGCUAUAGUAUCUACUAGUCAAACAUUUUGUGAUUUUACUGUAGAACAGAUGUCUCAUUUAUUACUCUAUAUAACUUACAUGUUUCAAUCAGGCUCAUACAGGAGAGUUGCUACAGCUGCUAUGAGGUUAAUAAAUCGUGAUAGACCAAGUUGUUUAUAUAGUGUUAAAGAAAUCAACAACUUUUUAUUAGGUGUCAGUACAAAAUGGCCAACACUAGCCCUACAUUGGAGUAAUAUAUUGAUAUUACUUAAUUAUGAUAAUCAAAAACUUUGGACCCAAAUUUUACAGACACCUCAAAAAUAUCAUAUAGUAACACCAGGGAGAUACAGUAGUGGAAAUCUAGAAUCAUCUAGAAGAUUAUUACAAUGUUGUAAUCUAGAAAUAUUAAGAAGAGGUGGUUUAAUAUUAUACUGUGAUUAUGUAGUAGAGAAUUUAAGUAAUGCUGAACAUAUGACCUGGUUAACAGUAAAUCAUGUUAGUGAUCUAAUAGAAUUAACGUCUGAAUCACCAGUUCAAGAUUUCAUUAGUGCAAUACAUCGUAACCCAGCAGCAAGUAGUAUGUUUGUACAAGCUAUAAAUUCUAGAUGUGAUCAUGUUACUAGACCAUCUCUUAUAAGAAAAACAUUGAAAUCAUUAGAAGCUAUACAUCUGAGUCAAAGUGGUUCACUAUUACAAUUAUUAAUAGACAAGUUUCUGAAUACACAUCAACUAUCUAUAGCUAGAAUGUGUGAUACUAUAGCUUGUAGAAGAGUAGAGAUGUUACUGAUAGAAUCAGAAGAGGAAAGUAAGAAACAGUUGCCACUUGAAGACCUAGAUAAACUCUUGCAAUUCAUGAAAACAAAUAAUUUGAUUAAACGACAUGCCCGGUUAGCGUCUUUGUUAUCUAAAUUUCGUACAUUAUUUAAUGCUGAAAAAGAAUUAAAUCUUUCACCAGAAAGAACUCAUCCUCUAGUAUUUACAUCAACUAAUAUUACAGAUAUUAAUAUUGAUAAGGAUUUUUAUUCUGAUGUGGUUAAGGAUCAAUGUUUUUCUAUAGAUCCUAAUGUGAGAGAAUGUGCCUUCUUACUACAGAGACUAGACUAUGCAGAUGUACUUGCUAUUACCAUGACAAAGGAGUUUUGUUUAGAGAUAUUAGAUGAAUGUAUAGCAUUAGGAGCCUAUAGAUCUAUAGUUAGAUAUAAUAGAGAUAAAGAAGCAUUACCAAUUAGUUUUAAACCUGAACCUACUAUAGAUGAACUGUUUCAAGCUGCCCAGCUAACUAUGUUUCGUCAUAUUAAUAAUAUUAUAAAUCAUCUACCUGUCCCCCACCAAUUAUUGAGCUAUAGUAGAAGACAGACGUCUAAAAACUUACGAUAUUACGAUCGCAUUGAAGAUUUAUUUACUGACUGUACAUGGUUUGAUAUGAAUUUUGAUCUGGCCACCUCACUGUGUCAGUAUUUAGUAUGUAUAAGAAGAUUUCCAUGGCCAGCUACUGUACCUCAAGAAGCUGUUUCUGAUAUCUGUAGAUUCUGUGUUCUAUGUUUAGAGAUGAUCAGUUGGCAACUGCACCAUAAUCAAAUGCCUACAUCAGAACAAUUACAGACAUGUUUAGAAUGUGUAGCAUUAGUAUUACAAAAUAAAGAUUUUACUAAUAUAAUAGGACAUAGUGAUAGUAGUACUUAUGUUAGUUCUAUAACAUCUGCUGUUUAUCAACUCUUAUCUUCUUUGGUUGUAUUACCUGGUGAAAAGGUAUAUUUAUUACCAAAUAAAGAUAGGCUAGAUGAACAGGAAGAUGAUGAAUCUUCACAUUUAAUAACAUCUUGUGAUCAGAUCUCAGAAUUACUACAAUGUCUCAAAACAAGAUUACGUCCAAAAUCAUCAGAAACACAGAAAUUACCUGAGUUCUUAUCUUCACCUAUCAGAAAUAUUGUUACAGGUCUUGCCAGAUUACCACUAGUCAAUUCGUAUGCCAGAGUUCCACCAUUAGUAUGGAAGUUAGGUUGGUCGCCCUCUCCUACUGGUAAUUUAAAAACACAUCUCCCUCCUGUACCAGUUGAUUAUUUACAAGAGAAAGAUGUAUUAGAGGAGUUUGUAUUUAGAAUCAAUACAUUAGGUUGGAUAAGUCGACAUCAGUUUGAAGAAACAUGGAUGAGUUUAUUAGGUGUAUUAAAUCCUGUUACAUUAACAGAUACACAUCAACUGUCAGCUGAGGAAGAAAUAGAAAGAACACAAGGAAUGGUAUUAGCUGUAAAAGCUAUAACAUCAUUAUUAUUACAGUCUACAUUGAUACCACAAGCUGGUAACCCUUCUAAUAGUGUGUAUGAAAUCCGUCCUCGAGAUAAACCCUUAGCUUUCUUACAUACCAGAUGUGGUAAAAAACUAGGUAUGAUAAGAAGUUUAAUAGAACAAGAAAUCUAUAGUUUAUGUUGUAAUAAAUCGGAUAGUCAAACACAUCAUACCCACAGUAAACCUACAAGACGUUUAGACUCAUAUUUCUGUGAAGAUUUAUUUGAAGAUAAUCUAGAGAGGAGGAUUGGUUCAGAAGAUUUUUCAUUAGGACAAAUAUCACUAGAAGGAAUUUGGUCUGUAGUUGGAAGUUUAGAAACAACUCAUUCUGAAAGUGAUACAACAGAUUCUACAGAGAGCCCACAGCACGAUCUAAAGAAACCACAUAUAGCAUUAUCUAAUAUGGAGAGUAAAGAUAGAUCUAUGUCUAUUAAUGGUCUAGAUAUUAAUUCCUGUUUACAAUUUAUAUCUGAAUUAUAUGGACCUUGGUUAUCAACAGAAUCUUCUAAUAAACCACCUCUCAUGUUAUUAAAUGCUGUAGUUAAAUCAAUGUUAAGUCUGUCUGAUUUAUUUAUGGAAAGAGAACAGUUUGAAAUGAUGUUAGAUACAUUUCUAGAUUUAUAUAAACAACACCCAUCAGAAGAUGAAAUAUUAUUACAAUAUCUAAUAGUGGGUAUCUGUAAAGCCUCAGCUGUCAUAGGUGUGGAUUCCUCUACAGCAGAAAGGUUGAUAAAAGUAAUAGACAGUGGACUGAAAUCAACCCAUCUACCCAGUAAAGUUUCAUCUCUUCAUGGUAUAUUAUAUAUACUAGAAACUAGUACUUCAGACCUUACUAAAACAUUACUACCCAUUAUAACUGAAUUCUUAACCAGACAUUUAUCAGCUGUAUCAAACUUUAUCAAAGUAAGUUUAUUAGGCAUUUAUCAGCUGUAUCAAAGUAAGUUUAUUAGACAUUUAUCAGCUGUAUCAAAGCUUUAUCAAAGUAAGCUUAUUAGACAUUUAUCAGCUGUAUCAAAUGCUUAUAUUACCAGUGAUCAGUUUUUAUUGACAAUGUGGGCUACAGCAUUUUAUAUACUAGAAAAUUAUCAUGAAGAUAUUAAAGAUGGUGAUUUUCCAUCAAGAAUAAUGCAGUUGGUAGUUAGUACAGCAUCUUAUAAUGAAGACAGUGUAUCAACUUCUGUAUUUCUAACAUUAAUGAAAGGUUUAGAAAGAUUAUUAUUAGCUGAUGUUUUAUCUAAAACUGAUAUUGAGAGUAUAGUGAAACUCAGUCUUGAUAGAUUAUGUUUACCAAGCCCACAAAGAGCUUUGGCAGCAUUAGGAUUAAUGUUUACUUGUAUGUAUUCAGGUAAAAGUGUUGAUCAGUAUAGUCCUAGACCAAGAGAUAUGGAGCCAUCAUUUACAGUAUCUUCAUUAGAUGUUAUUUAUCAAGAUCCUGAAUCAUUAAUAUUAGCUAUGGAAAGAGUUACAGUUCUUUUUGAUAGAAUACGUAAAGGUUAUCCAUAUGAAGCUAGAGUUAUUACUAGAUUACUUCCACCAUUCCUGUCUGAUUUCUUUCCUCCACAAGAUAUCAUGAAUAAAGUUAUUGGUGAAUUCUUAUCUAGUCAACAACCUUACCCCCAGCUUAUAGCUAGAGUAGUCUUUCAGGUAUUUAAUAAUCUCCAUGUACAGAAUGAGGUGAAUCUAGUUAGAGAUUGGGUUAUGUUAUCAUUAUCUAAUUUUACACAGAGAUCACCAAUAGCUAUGGCUAUCUGGAGUCUUACCAGUUUCUUUAUUAGUGCUUCAACUAAUUCAUGGCUCAAAGCUUUGUAUCCUUGUAAAUAUAAAUAA